This is a messenger RNA of Zingiber officinale, 645 nucleotides long. RefSeq names its product histone H4. Gene Ontology annotation, cellular component: nucleosome. Gene Ontology annotation, molecular function: protein heterodimerization activity; DNA binding; structural constituent of chromatin. The record is from RefSeq and is a predicted model, not a curated record. Gene Ontology annotation, biological process: nucleosome assembly. The transcript has 2 exons. The coding region runs from base 180 to 491 and encodes 103 amino acids. Lineage: Eukaryota; Viridiplantae; Streptophyta; Magnoliopsida; Zingiberales; Zingiberaceae.
AUCUCAACGCGAUCAACGGACGUAGUCACCUCAAAUCCGUUCCGAAGUCAUCUAAACUCGUCUCGGCCACUAUAAAACCAUCACCUGGUCGGGUCCUUUCCAUCCCAUCGAGUUCGAGGCUCCCAGGUGUCUUGCCUUCCAGGAUUUGUUGUGAUUCUUGAUUCGUCGGAGGCGAGGUGAUGUCGGGGCGUGGAAAGGGCGGCAAGGGUUUGGGCAAGGGCGGGGCGAAGCGCCACCGCAAGGUGCUCCGCGACAAUAUCCAGGGUAUCACCAAGCCGGCGAUACGUCGACUGGCAAGAAGGGGAGGCGUAAAGCGCAUCAGUGGCCUCAUCUACGAGGAGACUCGUGGCGUGCUCAAGAUCUUCCUGGAAAACGUCAUCCGUGAUGCCGUCACCUACACCGAGCACGCGCGCCGGAAGACUGUCACUGCCAUGGACGUUGUGUAUGCCCUGAAGAGGCAAGGAAGGACCCUAUAUGGUUUCGGUGGUUAGGGUUUUGUCUUUGUCAAAAGUCUUGCUGUCAAGAAAAUUGGGGAAACAAUUUGUCAUCCUGUGUUGAAAUUGCGGUAUUAGGGUUUUUGCUAUAACUAUGUGGUGUUUUUGUUGCAAUUGCUAAAGGUUUAUGAAUUGCUGCUGGUUUGCAACA